Molecule: messenger RNA, 33479 nt
Organism: Podarcis lilfordi (Lilford's wall lizard)
Lineage: Eukaryota; Metazoa; Chordata; Lepidosauria; Squamata; Lacertidae
Source: the annotation of a GenBank genome assembly
UCGACACGCUCGAGGGCGCCGAGGGGGAGGGGAUUGAAUGGCUCCCGAGCUGAGCCCGCUGCCUGGCCGCCGUUGCCGCCUGUGGGGAGUAGACUGGGAGCCCCGCGCCCGCUUGCUGUAGUCGAGCCAGAUGGAAUGUGGCGCGCGCGCGAGGUAUGCCGCGGGGGCGGGGGCGAGGAUUAGAACGCGAGAGGGGAAGCGCGCGCCCACCCAAAAGCCCUUAUUUUGAGAAGAAGCGCCCGUUGGCGAUGCGGUUGAGGGAAACCGUAGGGAAGAGAGGAAAGGCGGCGGGGUGGGGGUGGGGGGCGGGAGAAGUGGUUUUAAUUCGAAGCGUGUUGCUCCAUGGCUUGGGAGCGGAGGCGGCCCGCCGUCUUCCCCCGCCCACCUUCCUUAUCCAUCUCAUAAUCCCGAAGAGUUUUGCGACUGGGGAGAUUUAAAGCGAAAUGGUCACUCGAUGCUUCCCGCCCGGAGAGUGAGCGAGAGAGCGCCUUCAUAAUCCCCCGAGGCCCCCUUCACACACACACACGCCCCGCCUCGCGUGGGCUUAGCGCCACUCGGAGCCCCUUCAUGCGGUGUGAGGGGGACGAGGCUGGCCGACCCGGGUCAGACUGACAUGAGCGGUAUCUCUCUUUCUUGCGGCCAGCGAGUUGUGUCGCCUUGUCUUUCGGGACGGCUGCCCGCUUGAUCUAUACGGCGUAACUCUCAGAAAGAGUUGAGACUCUCCUCCCGCUCCCCUCCUUCCCAGACAAAGUGCGGGGAGGGGAGAGAGGGAGAGGCUGCGCCCCACCCCCCUCCCCUCACCCCAUAUACACAUACAUUAAGUCGCCCCCGGGGAAUUCGUGACCCGCUUUGCUGGCUGCUUUCUCCAUUCUGGAACAGGCGGUUGUUUAAAGGGAGAGAUUUGCAUCAUUCUUCAGGCUGUCUUCCUCCCACUCCAGAUCGAAGUUCCUUUAUUUUGCUUUAAGCCGGGCAAAGGGCUCGACCGCUUAAGUGUGCAAAUCUCUAGCCCUGAAAGCAGGUAAACCCACAAUCAUUAAGAUAUUUAGUGUUGCUUUCUGUGGGUUUGUCUUUUCUUCUUCUAAUACAACCAGCCUCUAAAGAAAUUUACUUAGGGUUUUGGUUUGUGUGAGAUUAGGAUCCUAGAUAACGUUUUUAAUUUUGUAAGAAAUAGUUUGUCUGUGUGUGUUUAUUGACUCGGUGUGUGUGUGUGUGUGUGAGAGAGAGAGAGAGAGAGAGAGAGAGAGAGAGAGAUCCCCUAAGCUUUGAAAUCUAGGUCCCCCUUUAGCUCCCUAAGAAGACUACACAUAAUUAUGUUUUUAAAACUACUCUGUUCUUCCUUUUGUUGAGUGAGUGAGGGGUUGGUUUUUUUACUUGCCUAUUCUGCCUUUGUGCUGGGAAAAUGGAGCAAGUGAAGGUUAGCUAGUGGUGAAGCAAAAAGUGAAGAAAAGUGUUCUCUAAAACUGUCAAAGUAUGCAGAAUGUUAAGAUAACUUGCUAUAUCAGGAUAAAAUCCUGAUUCACUAGAGAACAAAUUUGUUUAUGAUAUCCAGUUAUCUGAGUGUGUGACUGGACAACCGUAGUUCACUUUUUUUGGAGGUACUGUUAAAAACAGACCUAUUUAACAGGCACAAAGCAUUCUGGGUCAAUUCAGACAUGAUGCCAAACUAUGGUUAGGUAAACUUAAUUGGUUAAGCAUGUCUGAAUACAAUCAUGGUUUGUCAGCUGUUUGCCAGCCACCUUCAGAAACCAUGGUUUGGAGUAGUUCAUCAUCCAAGAUCUGUGCUAAUGGAUGUUUGAUGCAAUGUCUGAAUUCACAAACCAUUAUGACGAUUGCUCUAUUUCCUAAGGCUGCUGAACCAUAGAGAUGGUAGUGAGUUUAUGAAGCUAUGAUGGUGAGUGCUGGGUAGAUGGACAGUGAAAGUAAGACAGUAGCUUUCAGCCAUGGUUUGCUUUCUAAACUGGGUAGUGCAAAACAUGUUUGGUCAUCAUGUCUGAACUGAGCCAGUGGAUUAUUUUUUUGGCAGUGUUGAAUCACUGGGACUUUAACACUCAACAUCUGUAUUGCCUUCUCUACAAUCAUUUAAAACACCCAAAGCCAAGGGAAUAGUUACUAUGGGGUAUGUGCAAAUCUACCAAAAGUAGAUGCACCCUUCUAUGAUUAAAAAAUGGCAAACAACUUUUAACACCUUUAAUAGUUAACAUAUUAAUACCUUGUAUGCUCUCUCCUGUGCUCAUCUGUUGCAGUUAGACUCCCGAUGGGAUGUGUACAUUUGAUGCUGAAGUACUCAGAAACAUAAGAAAAAUAAAUGCUAAGUGUAUGUGCUUGCCCAUUAGUAUAAAAAACAGUAUGUUGUAGCUGUUGGUGACAUCAAUAGCAGACAGCACAGAUUGAUGGUAGAGCUAAUGCAUGAGCACUGUAGAUGGAUGAGUGCAUCUCCCAAGGCACUGUAACAGAUAUGCCAACAUGAUCUGUGGCUGCUUUGACAUAGUGAGACAUUUCCUUUCAGCAGAUUUUACUGUCCUCCUCAUGUGCGCUCAAAGAAAAGUAGUUUGAAGUUGGUUAGUCAGCAUUUUAGGAAGCUUGAGGAAAACCAUACACAAAGCUAUGGAGUAAGGAAGGUAUUGAUACUUCUGAUUUUUUCCCCAAGUCAGGAAAAUGUCAUAGAGAUGCUGCCUUCCAUUUGAUUAAUAGAUCUGUGUGAAUAGAUGCCUUGGCUAUUAGGUGGAGUCCUUGUUUUGGGGAACAUUGUGACCUACUCUCAGAUAGAACCUAGAGCAUUAAUUCUAAAUACAGUAGUAAAAUUGGGGAGCAAAUAGUAAAAGUUAUUUUUUACUUGCUAUGAUUAGGAAUAAUCCUUUGUUAAUCAUUAUGCAUUAUUGGCUGUCUCCUGCCUCAGAAAAAAUACUUUGGCAAUUCCACCUUCCACUGAAUGCAAUGUGUUUUGACUAUACACAAUUUUGGCUUUACGCUGUAUCCUGGAACAUAACCACUGCCUAAGUUGGGAGUCGCCUGUACUACAUUUAUUUUUCAAAUUAUUUGAACAAAGUUAGGGAAUCAUAAAGGCUGUUAUCAGUGUUAUAUGUUCUUGGUUUGUUUAACAAACCCUGAUUCAAGAGAUCUUAAUUCUUUGGCUGUGGUAGUAAGAAGGUAAAAUAUGCAGAAUAUCAUAGAAACUAGUUUCCAUACAGUGAUGUCAGCUUUGUUAGACUGUUGCCUUAUGCUAAGUAAACCAGCUUAUGUCUAAGGCUGCAGUUCUAAACCCAGUUACCAGGGAGUAAUUCCCAUCAAACUGAAUGGGUUUUACUGCUGGGUAGAUAUAUAUAGGCAUGCAGUAUAAUAAAUGUGCACCACUUGUCUUAAGGUCAGUGACAUAAGCAAUCUGGGAAGUUUUGAAUUGGAAUACAGUCAUACCUUGGGUUACAGACGCUUCAGGUUGCGUUUUUUUGGGUUACAGACCGCCAAAACCCAGAAGUACUGGAACGGGUUACUUCCAGGUUUCGGCGGUCGCACAUGUGCAGAAGCACUAAAUCGCGCUUUGCACAUGCGCAGAAGCGCUGAAUCGCAACCUGCGUGUGCACAGACACGAUCACGUUUGCAACCCAAGUGUCCACUGUAUGUAGUCAACAAAACUAAAAAAGUAUGUUUUGUUAAUCUUGUGUUUAUCUGAAAAGUUUUUGUUACUGCGAAAAACAACAAUUGAAAUAUCUCAUUAGGGGGAAAGUUAGGGGAAAGAGUGUGGAUGAAAUGUAAUAUUCAAAGUGUUAUUAGAAUACUAGUAAAUAUAUUUAUAUGCCAACUGAAUAGAAUGUACUUUUUACAUUGGGGUCACUGAUGUUGUGCCCUCAAGGUGUUCUGAGCUACAACUCCCUUCAGCCCCAGCCAGCUAUACCAAUUGUCAGGGAUGCUGGGAGUUGUAGUCCAAAACAUUUGGAAGGCUCUAUGUUGGCUCCUUCUGCUUUACAUUAAUAUAUAUAUAUGUGUGUGUGUGUGUGUGUGUGUGUGUAUAUAUAUAUAUAUAUAUAUAUAUAAACAGUGCGAUCCUACAUCACUCCUCCAAGCUCAGUGGAAUUUGGUCCCUAGUAAGUGUGCUUAAUUCUUCAGCCUCAGAAAGUGGUCAACACUGUUAGCAUACUAAUUUUAGCAUGCCUAAAGAGCUUUAUGUAUAAAUAUAUGUGCUUCCUAGGAAUAGUCACCUGAACAAAAAGAGUUUGGCUUUAGAUCUGUCUGGCAUUUUAUCUAUUCCUGUUGUUCAGUUCAACUUGUAUUGUGUUCCUGCUUUAACUGCAUUAGUGAUAUAUUGUUAUGUGAAUGAGUCUCUGGCUUGUGCCCCCCCCCUUCCUUGGAUGCAGCUGUGCGAAGGAGAUCAGAAGCUUUUCCUUCUGUUCUCAGUUAACAGCAUUUUAGUAUUAGUUAUAAAUGUGGACAAACUGUGAUUAAUUUUAACUAUGGAAGCAAGUUCAGGAACUAUGAUUUGAACUUGGUUUGUUUUAGUAAGCCACAGUAGUAACAUCAAUUUGUUCCAGUUCAGAUAAUCAUCUCUCCCCCAUGCCUGAUGUUGUUUUUUUAAAAACCCAUUAAUGUGUAGUUAAGCUGUUAGAAGAAUCACAAAGCUUUUCCUAUGGCCACCUAAUACGACAUCUUUGAAAGAAUGCGAGCAGUCAUCAGUGGCAAGGGUAAUUGUUUUAACUUUUGUCUGCUUAGAUACCCAAACCUUCUUGAGAACAGAUUUGGAUGGCAGGUUCAGCAGCACUGAUAGCGUGAACACAAAGUGGAAUAUGAAAUAGCAAAAGGAAUAAGUUUCAGGGCAUGGUCAAAAUACAUGCAAAGCAAUAACAGUACUAAAGCAAAACAGUUUUGGUCCUUAUCGGUGCUUUGUUAAGUACACAUUCCAGCCAGGCAAAAAUACUUAAGGAGUGUAUGAAGCAGGGGUGGGGCCUUGGAAGAGGAUGUAGCUGAGGAGAGGGUGGGGCCUGAGGAGAAUCCAGUGGGCCAGAUAAUGAGGACUAUAUCACCUAAGGUUGCUUUUUUUUAGGAAGACCCCAAAAUUGUUGAGCUUUUUUGAGCUGUUUCAUUUGCUUUUCCCAUCACAUUUUCAUACAUUUUUACAUCCGAAAACCAGGACAUGUCAGGAAUUUUCCUGACGUAUGGUGAGCCUAGUAUCACCACGUUUGACCCCCAGGCCUGAGGUUCCCACCACUUCUGUACAUGCUUGCCUGGGAUUAAGUCCCACUGAAUUUAGCGAAAUUACUUCUGAAUAGAUUACACUGUUUCUCUUCAUUAUAGUCCACAAAAUAUUGUGCCAUAAAAAAAUUUUAAAGUCUUAUGGUGCUUUGUUGCAACAAAAGCAAGCAUACAUAGGUACUCCACUGAAAAUUGAUUUGCCUUACCUCUCUUGGCUUAUGUUUUUAGGAUUUUGGCAACAUUUUUGAGUUGCUUCGCAAGACGAUUUUCCCUAUGGGCUUGCUUUGCAAGACGGAAACGUCUUGCAAGUUUGUUUCCUUUUUCUUAAAACCGUUAAUACAGUUGCGACUUGACUUUGAGGAGCAACUCAUAGCAUGCGGUGUGGUAGCCUUUUUUUGAGGUUUUUGAGGACUUUGGUGAUUUUUGAAGCUUUUCCAAAGCUUUUCCUACACCGUGCUUCGCAAGAUGAAAAAAACCGCAAGACGAAAAAACUCGCGGAACGAAUUAAUUUCGUCUUGCGAGGCACCACUGUAUUGUCAAUGUACGACCUGUGUACAAUGAAAUUCAACAGAUUGAAUUCCCUUCUCUUGUAUACAAGGACAUCUCUUUCAACUUUCCAGAGGUGUUGGAAUACUUUUUGAAGCCUUUACAGAUUUCAUAUCUCAGUGGAUAUGAAUUAAAAUAAUGGAGCUAUUCAUAAUAAUUUGUUAUGUUAAAUUGAUUUGUCCCCAUUUAUUUUUGUGGAAAGAGAUCCACAGUUCUCAUUCAUUCUCUUCUCACCCUUUAAAAUAUAUCCAGUAUAACCUCAUAUUGUUUCUAUAUUCAUGAAGUAUGAUGGGAAUGUGAGGCAGAGUAUUCUUUGUGUCUUUUCUUUUUCUUUUUCAGUAUUGCGACCCUAAAGUUCUGUGUGCAUUGUUGGUAGUAGAUAAAUAAUCAUAAUAAUUAAACAUACAGCUUCUAUUCAUUUGUGGGACAGUCUCUAUUCAAAGUCCUUAUGGUUCUCGUGCUUGGUUCUUUUCCAUAAUUAACUGAAAGAACUUGGACAAAAUGCCCAUACUGUUGAAUAGCCUUUGUGCAUAUUUGGCUACAUGCUAGCUUCACAAUUUGUCUUAAGCAUGGCCUGCAUACAAAUAGAUCCUUUUGAAUACUGCUUUCUGUAUUUAUUGGGAAGUCCUGCUUUGUGGAAGUGUGAAGUGACACUACACUUUUGAAAUACACUACCAAUAACAGUAGAAAAUAUCACUGACUUUAGGAACCCACAGACUUAAAUGUACUCUAAUAUAAAAAUGUAGUGCUACAGUACGGUUACCAUAUUUUUUUCAAUGAAUCCAGGGACACUUUUCAACUUCAGUAGAUUUUGCAUGGGGACUGAUCUGUAAAUUCAGGGACUGUCCCUGGGAAACGUCUGGUAACCUUAUGCUACAGUGCUCAUAGUGUUGCUUCCCUUAAACUGGCAGUUUUUCUUUACAACUGAUGGAUAAAACCUGUAAAUAUCUACACAGUGGCCUGAUACCUCAUUAAUAAUGGCUUAUGAUAUGUGUGUGGUUGUUGUUUCUUAUCAAUCUGGAACUGACAAUCAUUUAGUUCUAUAUUGUUGAUUAACAUCAAAUAUUAAAUACUGUGCUAUAGCAACGAAAGUGAAAAAUGUGUAUGUAAAAGUACUUUACUACACUUUAGUCACUUUUGUAACUCUCUCCCCACUGAUUUGUGUCUUGAGCGUUGGUGGCAAUCAUGGUUAACAUUUCUCUGUAACCUUGAUAAUAUUGAUCAAUCUUGCAUCCUUAUAUUGCUCUUAACUGAGUUAACACUUAUGGACCUUCAUCCAUAAUGGAAAUCUUUGAAAAGAUUGAGUUGCAAAACAUUUGGCCCUGAAAAAUGCUUAUGCAUUAGCUUUGAAACGUGGUCUUAGGAGUUAGGCUAAUACGAAUACUAGCAGUGAAGACCAAACAAAUGAAUGAAUACUAUCCAAUAUUUAGUAAAUAAAAGAUUGUGACUUCUAUUAAUAAGCUAGCAAAUCAUUCUUUUUCUUUUUUAUAAAAGAACUCUUUAAAAAAGUUUUAAGUUGCAAAGUAGAUUUAAUAUUUGAUGCUUAAAAUAUUUAAAAAAUGAUAUAUCCAGUUUCUUUGCAGGCAGUUGAGUAAGGAGGACACAGAAUACAAAUAAUAUGUUCAAUAAUGUUCAGUUUCCUUGUUGAGUCAUGUGCAUAGUUUCUACUCUUCAGUUUUACAGUAGUUUAUGGUAGCAUGUAAAUAACAAAGAGAGGCACCUCUGUUAAAAAAGAGAGCUUUGUUUCCAAUUGUUUCUUAGUAGUGGGGGAGAGGGAAAUCUGAGCAUGUUUACUAUGUAGAUCUGCUACUUUCUUUCAGGAACCAAAAUGUACCUUCUCUCUCCUCUGAGAGUAGAUUGUAUUGAUUCUGUAUCAGGAUGUGUAGUUUCAAUGCAUUAGUGGCUGAGCUGUCUGUUGUCUGUUCUCUUUUUGAUUGUGGUUUUCUCCCCCACCCCAUUUAUUUUGCCCUUUCAAGCCACUUUCUCCCAUACAAAAAGCAGUUAUGCACCAACAGGACCUCCCUUUCAUUAUGGACUGUUUGAAAGAUCUUUAGUUUCUUAAGUUGCAUUUUUUUAAAAAAGAAUUGUUUCUUCUUUGUAUGAAUUUAUAUGAUCUUGAACUGAAAAGAAUUCAAAACAUUACUGUUACAUGUAUACAUUCCAUUUGACAUCAGCCAGCAAUAUACAUACUUCAUGCAACUGCAAAUUAUUGUUCUUGGAGCAAAGUUCGAUGUGCAUUUUCUUUUAAAAACAGUGGUUGUUGGGAGCAUCUAUAUUGUCUGCCAAAACCAUUGCAUUUUUGUCAUGUGGAAAAUUUUCUCUUCAAAACAUGUUGCAGCCAAGUGUUAAGUGUUUUGCAAGCACAACUUGAAUUUAGAAACAGAAUAUAGCCCUUGUCUAUCUUCUAGAGAGAAUAAAUCAAACCAUGAAGCAUUUUGUUGCUGUGUCAGGGGAUCCAGGAACAGUGACCUUUGUAUUUGGAGCUGUAGAUGCUGAGAAUUCCCAUUGUCAGCAUCUUUGACUGGAAAGCAAUAAAAGGCUUAUGAUAUCCACAUAGAAUAUAAAUACCAGAAGACUAAACUUCUGUCCAUACUUUGCCAAUGGACCAGUAACACACUGUUCUUUGGGGUUCUUUGCAGUUGCACGUAUGGAUUUGAGCCUUUGUUGACCAAAGGCUAGCCUUUCUGAAUAGUUCUAGAACUUAGCUGAUUUCCUCUCCUUGUUGGUGAACUUUGUUGCUAAUUUCGUGACUUAAGCCAGCACCUUCUUGCUCAGACCAUGUCAUAAGGAUUGCAGUUAAGAACUCCCUACUCUGACAUUUCUCUGCCACUGGCCGUGAUGGAUGCAGGGACUGAGAUGUGUUAUCUGUCUUCCUUCAAUAUAUAGAAGGAUGGAAUGUAUUGUGCCCUCUGUUCUUUAUAGUUGUAAGCAAAUGCUGCCAGACAGUUAUUGCCUGUUGUUAAUAAUCAGUUAUAAUAUUGAUUAUUUUAAGGCAUUUUUUGUUAAUAACAAAAACCUCCAGAGGACAUGCUAUGCUUAUGUAAUGACCUCUCCACACCAACUUUUUGUAGCCUCUCACCACAAUCACUACCAAGCUGUCCUUUCAGUCCAGUUUUUGUUGCCCUUUUCUUUGUCUCUGCACCUGCUACUAUAUUUAUUGUUUCAUGCCAGUUGAGAACCACAUUCCUUGAUGAUUAAGCAACUACAUUUUUGCUUUUGUUGCUUUCUUCUUAAUCUCUGGCAUUUUUAUUCACUUGGCCUCUAAGUUGAUGAUCUUUCUGAACAUUUCAUAUAUAUAUGAAGAACAGUUCUGGAUCAGACAGAACAUCCAUCUUGUGAAACAUCCUGUUUCCCACAUUGUCCAAACGGAUGCCUAUGGGAAGCUGGGAUGUUUAAGGUGUAAGUUAAGUAUCAACAAAAUCACUAUCAAAAUAGUUUUAUGCUAUUGAAAUGCCCAAUAAAAUAAGAAUAAAAAUAAAUAUAAACAUUUAAUGUGAUGAAACACACUGCGGACCACCUGAAUGAAACUUACAGGGUGGUCUGUGGUGAAAGUUGAGAACCCCUGAAAUAGGCUAUUGUCACUAGAGCAUUAGUGGAUAAUUUAGUUAAAAUUGUGCAUAUUUUCCUUAAUUAUUUCAUGCUUGUGAAACUAGGAUAGAUGAAUAAGUCAGUUUCAGAGUCUUUCAGUUUGUGUUUCAUUUUUCCAAUCUUAAGUUUGGUUAUCCACUUUUUCACAUCAGUUUUUGAAUUUUGGGAGGGAAAGUUUUCAUGAAAAUUCAUUAGCAUUUUAGGGCAAAGUAUGCCUAAUAUACUCAAUUUUUUAUGCAUUUUUGCAGAGUAAACACAUUUUUGUGGAGCAGUUUGCCAUGAUAUGCAUUUUUGUGUUCUUUUCACCAAUACAUGCAUUUCUAUGCAUGCUUUACCCUAGUAUAUGCAUUUUUGCAUACAUUACUUGGUUGGAGACCAGCAUUGCAAAAUUUGAAGGAUGGCUGUAGUUUGCCUUUAAAUAUGAACUGAAUAGAAUUUCUUUUCCCAUUCCUGCGUGCAGCCACUGGAGAUAGAGCAUUACUCCAUCGUGUUAGGAAUAUAGGAACCAGCCUAAGAUCUCAAUGCUCAGUGUGUCUUAACUUGUGAUCAAGGGAAACGUUUGUGACUUUAACUGCAGUUAUCUUUUGAUUCUCCUUAACCCAAGGUUUAAAACAUUUUAGAAGGUUAUUGUUUAUUAUUUUUGGUUGUUGUUUUUUUUAAAAAAGGCUUCACUCCCAUUCAAAGGCAGCAUCUGCACACUGCCACUGUCAAAAUGUGUCAGGGCCAGGAUUGAGUUGAAUGGUAAGUUAGUGGGUGACAGAAUUCCACUGGUGAUGAGUUGUUCUUCAUAUGGGACAGCAUAUGUCUGCUUACUUGCAUUGUCAGCAGCAGUAUCCUACUGUUAAUAGAACUUUUUCUUAAAAGGUUAUUAGGUUUAACAUGACUAUUUGUAUUUGAACAACAUUUUCAAACUCCCUUCAGGCACCAAAUGUAGUAAGUGCACUGCAGGAGUCAUAACUAUCUGUUUUGUUUUUCAGGGCUUUUAAUAGUGGCAUAAAGUUUGAAUGUUCGGGAAAAACCUGUUUAACAUUAUAAAUAUGAUUUGCAGUACUUUGCAGUUUGCAUAAGUGACUCAGAAGGUAAAAUAUGGGUAUUCUAUGUUACUUUUAUGAUUUAAUGCAAGUUGAGGUAUGUUUCAAUUCAACGGCUUAAAAUAUUCAGGAGUUCUGGUUGGUAGUCCAUUCUGUCUUUGGACAGAGUUCAUGGAUGGUAUAGUAUCUGAGUUUCAUACCUACAGGGAAUUCUUCAUGAUACAGAAUGUGUGAGGAAAGUUCUAGAUUUAUGUACUCAGUCUGUAGUUCUUUAGUAAUGGCUCAGUUCACAUGACUUGCUAGAAAAGCUGUUGUAUUCAAGUUCUAAGGAAUGGGGUAGGUGCAGGGGGAUAGUGCAUUUGUUUCAUUUGCUUUGUUGCUGAUGUGGGGACACACAAAUUCUCAUUUCUAUUAAGCAACAUGACUACCAUAAUGAAACACUGAUUAGCGUUGUACAGCUCUUGUUUGCAGUUUGUCAUUAUUUUCAUCAGGGGAAAAAGAGAAAGGAAUGUUUUGUUCCCCAUUAGUCCUCCAUGUUUUUAAGGGUCUGUUACUUAUUUCCUGUCAAGCUUGGGCAAGAGCAGUGAUUAUUUGCUAUUCCAAGUGGUUUUUCUGGGAAGAGGGGGUACUCAUUCUUUUUCAGUUAGGCCAAUUAGAGUUUUCGUAUCUUAUUAUUUAGAUUUGUUGCACAUAAUGGAAAAAUUGGUGUAGUAAUCUUUCAGAACUGAAGAGAAAAUAGCAUUAAGAGGUCUGUUAUUUUCUAGAACAGUAAGUGAACCUUAACAAAUGCUGAAUAUCAGCAAGAUUUAUGGUUUUGUCAGGAUUACAAACUAUUCUGGGCUUGUUUGACUUGAAAAGUGCAACUUCUCUGUCACCCCAGUAUCUCUUUUCCAUCCUGCCAAAUUAGCAGAGUGAACUACAGUUUGAUUUGAAAGUUUGACUGUGGUACCAUCAUUUGUGAAAAAGAAGUCUAUACAACAUUUUGUUGCAAUCUGAAGAUCUGUAUACCUGGUCCCCACUCAUGGUCCAAAAGCACGUGACACACUAAGCUUUGUGCUGGCUGAGAGCUUGUUUGGAAGCCCCACAUACACUGCCAUAGAUUCUGUGCAAGAAAGGAAACACACACACUCCAUUAUAAAGGAACCUAAGCAAACCAGGGAUGAGAGCAACAAAACUGACUACACAUGGACUGUAUUGAACAAGACCCUAGUAAUUUCCAUCGACGGCCACUUGUGCCACAUCUCAUAAUGUUUCCAAGGCUCCCUCAUUCCACAGAUGGAUUUUGGGUUGGUGGGGUUGUAGUGGGAUGGGGAUAGGAAAGCCCUAAUCUACGAAUAGAACAAAUUAUUAUUUUGGUUACAUCCCAGUAUUUCAUACUGAUGACCUUGAAAUGAGUAAGAUUGGUACACUUAGCUUGGCAUCUCUAUCAGAAAUGCACUGCUUUGGGGUUUUCAUCAGCUGUACGCCAUAAUCAUCACAAUUAUAACAAAUAAAGUCUAUCUCAUAUAUUAGUUUCACCUUUUAAGUUGAAUUACUGAAAUAAAUGAACUUUUCCAUGAUAUUCUAAUUUUUCGAGUUUCACCUGUAAGUGUUUCUUGUUGAAACCAAUGGUACAUAAAAGUGACUGACAGGAUUGUCCCAAUUUAUUUUAUAUAGAAUUCACAACAACUUGUGAAGGUGUUAUUUAUGCAAUAACAUUUAUUCCAAAGAUCAUUUAAGAGUUUCAAGUGGCGUAGGAUAUAUUCUGCCUGUCUGCCGUUUCCAUCAUAUGCAUUGAGAGCCAUCUGGAAGAUAAAUACAUGCAGAUGAGCAGCCCUUACAGUUAAGAACUGGAUUAACUUGUUAGCACCUUUUGUUAAUUCUGUAAUCUGAUCAUGUAAGAGAACAACAAUACAAAGCUAUGUUUGUCUAUUGAGGCUGGGCAGUUAAAUAGUUAGCUACCCGCAUAUUCAAGAUUCCAUAUAGGAGGAGAGGGAAAUUGUAAAAUGAUAAAAUACUGUUUUAUUUUCUCUACUAGCUUUCCUUUGCAGUCAGGCUAUGUCCAGAUGAUUCAAUAGAGAGGAUUUCCCCCCCUCAAUUUAUAGCUAGUUUUGUUAAAGCUACUUUGGUAUUAUUUGAUUUCAUCCAGGUAGCCAUGCCAGUUGGGGCUAAUGGGAGUUGUAGUUCAAAACAUAUAGAGUGCAUUAGGUUGGGGGAAAGUAGGAUAGGUAACACUACUGGUUCUCUGUGAAAAUAAACACACGUGCCCUCGUUAUUCAGUGUUUAGCUCUACAACUGAAAGUGUGAGAUGAACUAUAUAUGUGAAUUAUUUGUACAUUCUUCCUUUGAAGGGGAGAGGAUAGCACAGAAAGGAUAGCACAUUUGUUGCACAUUAUGUUGCAGGCAUGCUGGAGGGCACAGUAACCUUUUCUAAUGUACACAGGCUGUGGAGAGGACUGCCCCAGUGACUGAACUAGCUUUAUAUUCAAAGCUGACUGGUAAGAUUGUUUCAUUAAAUAGGGAGUAGGUAUUUAAGAACUGUUGUUCAAAUCCUGGCUGAAUCUGACACUAGCAGAUUCUAAUCUUGAUCCUAUGCUUGUUACAAAGAUAAAUUCCACUUGAAAUCAAAGGAACUUUGUAAUGUGUUUACAUUAUAUCUGGUUGGCAUCUGCCAGUUUCAGGAGAUAAUGGAAGAGUGUGCCUUCAGGGGUAAAUUCAAACCAUUGGAGAGUUACAGUGCCUGCUGUGACUGUAGAGACAUGAUUUGUUGCAGCUGGAGCAGAUGAAGAUGUCUGGUUGUGCUGAUGCAAGUGUGCCAUAGUGUUUCUUCUUUCUGCACUCCUUCCCGCGGUCAUUCCUUUUCUGGUCACUGUUGUGGAUACAUGACCUGACUGAUUGUCUCCAGAUGUUGUGGUGGUCUUGCAAGGGAUUUCUACAUGGCAGGCUUAAUGUUGUCAGCCUUCAUAUCAUGUUUGCAGAUGUCAUUAUAAUGCAGAGUUGGUCUGCCAACUGACCUAGUACCUGCAGCGAGCUCCCUAUAGACUAUAUCCUUGGUGAUUCUGCCAUCUUCCAUUCUGUGGACAUGACCAAGCCAGCAUAGACGUUGUUGGAACAGGAGGGCAAACAUGCUGGGAUAAUGUGUACAUUAUAGUCUACCUAAGGAAUUCAUUUAUGAACAUCACUACUGGAUCCGACCAAAGGUUCACUAUUUAUUCAUAUCCCAACUUUCCUACAUAAGGAGAUAAAACAAUUAAAACAUCUUAAACAAUUCCAAUACAGUUGCAGACUUAAAAGAUCUUUCCUUAAAAGUCUUGUUGGAAAAGGAAGGUCUUCUGUAGGCACCAAAAAGACAAUAGACAAAAGCUGUCUAAUAUCAAACAGAAGAGAAAUUCAAAAGCAUUCAAUCCAGCCCACAUCUGUUUUCCACAUUGACCAGCCAGAUGCUCCUGGGAAGCCCACUAGGAGGGCUUAUAAAAGCAAUAGUUUUGCCUUGUUACUAAUUCCCAGCAACUGACUCUAAACCUGGAGGUCCUGUUUCGGUAUGACAAAAUCCAUUGGCUUUUGUUCUAACACUUUCUGCUGUUGCUUUUUUAAUAAAUGAAAGGUAAAUAAUACCUUGAGAAGGAAGUAGGACAACUCCUGAACAUGUCCUAUCCAAUACUUAAUUUACAAAACAUAUUUAAAAAUAUUUAGGGACUUAUUUGCUAUGAGAAUCUUCAUUUCUAGUCUAAUAUUUGUCUUCAGAGGAAUGAUAGUGGUUUAUAUUUUUCUUGGGAUUUCUCCUGAGAAUUUAGUGAUACGCAGCAAUCCCAAACACCUAGGUGGUGGUUAUGUUAGAUUGAGCAGAGGCAUCCAUUCCGCCUGUCAAAUGGGCUGGACACCAGCAGAACUCAGUGAAAGACCCCAAAACAAGGCCUUGUGGGGCAGGACUGAGCCAGCCCUUUUUCUUCCCUGCCUAGUAAUAGUAUUCAAACACCAUGAGUAUUCAAGCCAUGCUGUAUUAUUCUCAUACUGCAACGACAGCUGCUGCCCUUUAUAAAAAAGUUUUGGGGAGUAUUGUGGUGGGGUGAGACUAAUGUUUUAUUCUUUUGUUUUGGCAGACACUGAAUCAUGCCGUUAGUCAAAAGGAACAUUGAACCUCGACACCUCUGCAGAGGAGCUCUGCCCGAGGGAAUUACUAGUGAAUUAGAAUGUGUAACCAAUAGUACUCUUGCUGCUAUCAUACGCCAGCUAAGCAGCCUAAGUAAGUAACUGGGUGGCUUUUAAAAUGUGUUUUUUUCUUUUUAAGGGAAACUUGAAGAGUAUACACAGUUUCGAAGCUGGCUUAAGUGGCAUGAUGACUUUGGGUUUAGCAGUCUCAGCACCUUUGCAUGUGAAUAAUCAAAAUAAGUAAAAUCAAUGCCUUGCCACCUUGACUUCAUAUCCUGUAUGGCCUUGUGUCCAGUGUUUCCCUCUUUCUUUUACCUUCCUUUGUGCCAGUGUGGUGUAGUGGUUAAGAGUGGUAGACUCGUAAUCUGAUGAACCGGGUUCGCGUCUCCGCUCCUCCACAUGCAGCUGCUGGGUGACUUUGGGCUAGUCACACUUCUCUGAAGUCUCUCAGCCCCACUCACCUCACAGAGUGUUUGUUGUGGGGGAGGAAGCGAAAGGAGAAUGUUAGCCGCUUAGAGAUUCCUUCAGGUAGUGAUAAAGCGGGAUAUCAGAUCCAAACUCUUCUAAGGCUAGGGUGUGUAGAGAAGUUUUUAUGGAUUUUUAAAGCUUUGGCCAUGUGGAUCCACCCCCUCUUCCCAAAUGCCUGUUUGCCUUUGGGUAUCUAAAGAUUUGGAACCAGCACUGGCCCAACCAUUAGGCAAAGAGAAGCCAUUAAUUCAUCACACAUGCCAUAUGUAGUAUAUGGAAUUACAUUUAUAAUAUUCAGUUACUGAGGGUAGCAGCCGCCUGUUCCUCCUGGGCCAUUCUUCUCUGUGGGAUAUCACAGACUUGUAAUAUACCCCCUAAACUAGUCUGCUGCUUUCAGGUGCACUGCAAGGGGAGGACACUAGCCUGUUGCCAGUGCUGAAGUAAGAUUCAAUGGGGAAAUGCUAACUUGUCCUUUAUCACAGGCAGCAAAAGUUGUUGGGCUGGCCCUGCUUAUACCUGCUCUGACUGUGUAGCAUUCCUGUGUGCAGGAUUGUGUCUGAAAAGAGCAGUUUUCAGUCACAUUGGAUAAAUGUGGGAAUUCUGUGCUUGUCAACUUGCAUAAAGCACCAGAAGCAUAGUGAAAACACUCUGAAGAAACUUUGUACUGUUUCUGUGUGCAAAUACAUGUGCAUAGUGUGUGUCAAACACCUGGGGAGAUGUUGUCUUCUUUCUCUAUAGGCAAACAUGCUGAAGACAUAUUUGGUGAGUUGUUUAAUGAGGCCAACAACUUCUACAUCAGGGCAAAUUCCCUUCAAGACAGAAUUGACCGCCUUGCUGUCAAAGUCACCCAGCUGGAUUCAACUGUGGAAGAAGGUAGGUAAUUGUAUUUGAGCAUUGAGCCAGAAGUGAUAUUGACAAGAGCACAGUAAUUAAUUGCUCAGCAAUCACUACUUUUUCCUUUGGAGUUGGUACUGAGUGAUAUUUCAUCUUGGUUGUUUUUUUUUAAGGUAGCAGCUUUGGGAGGGGGGAAUCUGUGGCAGUUGCAGGGGGGAAAAGGGGAGGAAGAGGAAAAUAUAUUUAAUAUUUGCCACUUAAUAUUUGCCACUAGAAGUCCAUGCCCUUAUCUCUCUUUGCAGGAGUCCUACUUUUAAUUGGAUCUAUUGCUUGGGUAUAUUUCAUGUAUUAUUAAUUUGCAGUAGGUAGAUGAACAUGAGCAAUGCCCAUCUCAAACCUCUUAUUCCAGAAGAGUAAUAGAUACAUAUCACCACUGUAGGAUAAACUGUUGUCCAAGAAAACUGAUCUUUUGGUAUUUUAUAACCAGAUUGUUAGAACACUGGAUGCAUUCUACACUGUUGUGUGCUGAUACAGCCCAUUGAUUUUAUUGGGCCUAGGUUACUUCUCAAGAUUCAGUGGCUGUGUCAUGGAGAUAAAUUCUGUAUCAGUAUCAAUUGCUAGAGUCUCUAUGGUCAGAGUCAGCAUGCCUCUGAAUACCAGUUGCUGGAAACCGCAGAAGGGGAGAGUACUCUCGUGCUCAGGUCCUGCUUGUGGGUUUCAUACAAGCAUUUGGUUGGCUGCUGUGAGAACAGAAUGCUGGACAAGAUGGGCCAUUGGCCUGAUCCAGCAGACUCUUCUUAAGCUUGUCAUGUAGAGCUACUGCCUCACAAUUGCAAUUUCAGAUACCUUUGGUAACCCCUUUCAUAACUUAUUUCUAUGUGUUGGCUCUUUGUAUGUUGGAGGGAAUGGGAUUCCACCACUGACGGUGCCUACAGCUUCCACACAAGGAGCGCUUACACAUGGAGGUUGGAGCCAAGGCCAAUAGGGCAUGGUAGUGAUUGAUGAGUGUGGGGCCACCAGCAUAAUACUACUCCCUCCUCGCAUAAAAUGAAUGUGCUGAGGAUGAGAUAUGAAAGGGGUUAGAGUAGCAGCACUACUACCUAUGUAACAGAGCACAAAUUUAUGACCAUAAUUGUAGCUAGUUUAUGACUACAUUAUAUUUUGAGAAGGACUGUAGCUCAGUGGUAGAGCAUCAGCUUUGCAUGCAGGUCUCAAGUUCAAUCCUCAGCAUGUCUAGGUAGGUCUGAAAGUGAUACCUGGCUAAAUUCCUGGAGAACCACUGCCAGUCAGUAUAGAAAAUACUAAGCUUGAGGACCAAUGGUCCGACUUGGUAUAAGGCAACUUCCUAUGUUCCUGUUUGCAUCACUGUCUUCAGUCUUAAUGCAACAUCUGAAGUUCUAAUACUUCACUGAAUACAAUAUGACUGCUUAUAUCUUUGCUUGCUUGUGUAUACUUACAAAAGGAGUGCUUAGUUGUGUUCAUUGAGGAUGCCAUUCUAGACAACUGAAGACAUUUACAGGAGCAGAAGUUUUGUCAUUUGUCUAGAACGGCGGUUACAGAAGCUACAUAUUUUCUUUGGAUUGUUGGCAGAAGCUGCAUAGAAAUGAAAUUUAGAAGCCUCACUUUCACAUUCUGCUUCUGAAAAUUGAUUCAUAGUCAAUAUAACCCCUUAAAAAGCUUAAAUAAUAGAUUGCAUAAUUUGUAAAUCUAGUGUUGAAUACACAUUCUAAUCAAAUAUGCAGAAGUAUAAUGCAUUUAUUUAAAGCUGGUUUCAUUGAUUGAUAUAUUUUGUAAUUAAAAGCAGAUGUGUGUUGCAUUUUAAGCCAGGUAGCAUAUUAUGUUACAAUAUAGGUCCCCAAAUGUAGUGUCCAUGGGGUCCCUAAUGUGACACCUUCCAGGGUUUCUGCCCCUCCCAAAUUUGUAAAAGAAUUGAGGGAUUUUUUGGGAGAGGUUGCCUGUUUUGUGGACAGUGUUGCAUUGCUUUUUCGUCUCUUUUUUUGGAGUGGCAUAGGUAUGUUGCCUGCUUUAUUUUCAGCUGGGGUAGGAGCUGUUCUGAACAAGACCAGUUUUUCUGUGAAAAGGGUAUUUUGUUGCCCAAAACAGUUUUGAUAUUUCCAAAUCUGCUCCAAAAGUUUGAUGUCAGGUUGGUGUUAUAACAACAACUUACAGUUGAGGUCAAAGGUACUUAGGUCCUAUGGAUACACAAUUUGAACUAUGAUAAAUAAAAUACAACUGUUUGCAACCAAAUAAUCCAAAACACUAGUUGUGCAGCUCAAAUGCAUUUUGCAGUAUGUAUUUAUAUCCGUUAGGGAAGCAACUGUGAAAUUAAGGGUUUCUGCUUGGCUUUCGCCUCACUUGUAUGGAUGCUAGGCAAAGGCCACUUGAAGAACUUAGUUUGAAAACAAGAGCAGGUUGUCACUGGGCAGAUCAGUUUUUCUUCAUGAUAUGCAAUGCACAUGUUUAUGCUGUUUAACAUAGCACAUAAUGUGCAUACUAAGUUACUCUAUAUACAACCUGUUAUGUCAUACAUAAUAUUGUGGAUUUGGGGGACAAAAAUUUUUACUUACACAAUGUUGUUGGGGAAAUAUUACCAUGUCUGACUUGUUAAGAAUCUUGCACCCACAAAUUGUGUGAAGGGCAUGUUUUGUAUUCUAUAUAGGAACAAGAAUUUAAUCAGUUUUGCUCCUCACUUCUUCCUCUUAUCAAAUGUGUUCAAUAUUUUGAUUUGCUUUACUCCUGGAUAUUGUGGUUAACUUUUUCUCAAUUUAAUUUUGUUCUUUUUGUCAACAGUGUCAUUACAGGAUAUCAACAUGAAAAAAGCAUUCAAAAGUUCUACAGUACAGGACCAGCAGGUGGUUUCGAAGAAUAGCAUCCCCAAUCCUGUAGCUGAUAUUUAUAAUCGGAGUGACAAACCACCUCCGUUGAAUAUCCUUACUUCAUAUAGGUAAUGUAACUGCAAAUGAAUAAAUAGGCCUGCACAAGUAAUGAUGUAAUCAAUACUAGAUUCAAGCUACUGAAUAUUGCCCAGUUAGCUUUUCUUUGGAGUCUGAUAUAGACAACAGCCCUGAGGCAUAGCUCAGUUGGUAGAGCAUGAGAUGCUUAAUCUCAGGGUUCUGGGUUCAGCCCCACAUUGGGUGAUAGAUUCCUGCAUUGUAGAGGGUUGGACUAGAUGAUCCUUGUGGUCCCUUUCAACUCUUCUAUGAUUCUAAGGCUCCAUAUCAGUAACCCAAAGAUAGUUCAGUUGACUUCUAUAAGAAAGUCGGAAAGAGUCAAUUUAGCCCACAGUACGCUGACAGGCAGCAUAUCUUCAAGUUAAAGUAUCUCUCUAGUGCUUGAGAGUUUUUGUUUUUUUAAAAAUAUUUUUACGUGCAAAGAUACUGAGCUAAGGCACCUCUCAGAGUAAAUAUGCUAGAAUCUCAAAAUCUAUCUACGUGCGGGGUGGUUUAGCUUGCUGAUUUGAACACAAUAUACCGUAUUUUCGCCCUAUAGGACGCACUUUUCCCCCUCCAAAAAUGAAGGGGAAAUGUGUAUGCGUCCUAUGGGGCGAAUGCAGGCUUUUGCUGAAGCCUGGAGAGCGAGAGGGGUCAGUGCGCACCGACCCCUCACGCUCUCCAGGCUUCAGGAAGCUAUCCGCAAGCCUUGGGAGCCCGCAGGAGUUCCCGCCGGGCUCCCACGGCUUGUGGAUAGCAGCCUGCAUCCCGAAACCUGGGGCGCGCAGCGGGGCGCGCCCCGGGCUUCGCGCAGCUCUCCGCAAGCCGUGGGAGCCCGGCGCGACUUUGUGCUGGGCUCACACGGCUAACGAAGAGCUGCCUGCAUCCCGAAUUUUCCCCCUUUAUUCCCCCAAACUAGGUGUACCCUAUGGGCUGGUGCGCCCUAUGGGCCGAAAAAUACGGUACUUCUAAGUUUUAAAUAAUAGUUUGAACAUUGCUUCUUGUCAUUUUCAAUUUACCUCAAACACCCAUUCAUACUGGGUUUUCCCACUUGAUACCUUGGCACAACCAGAUGCAGUUUGCACCGGGCCCUGAGUGAAGUGGCCAAUGGGUGCUGCACUUACGGGUUUGGUUGCAGGAAAGCCAGCUUCUCAUUAAAGUGUAGGUCUGCUCCCUAUGAUAAACUGUUUUAUCCAAACAAAUGUAAUAAGUAUUGGGCCUAUUCUUAAGUAAGCACCUCAUUGUAUCAUUUGAGUCACCAGAACCUGGGUGCUUAUUCAUGACAGUUCAGUUGGCAGAGUAGCUGGCUUGUUACUUGAAACAGACAGAACUGUUCCAUUUCAUUGGGAGGUAGGUCUUCUGUCUGGAAAUGGCAUCCUAUGCAGUACAUUGGCACCAUUGGAGCCUUUCCCACUAGGUUAUCUGCAGAGUCAUGAGUACGCUAGAAUACUUGCUUGGGUCUCUAAGUAUGCUUUAAACAAUAAUCCUCCUGUUUUCUCAAUAUCUGUUCAUUUUGUUCACAGAGAUGAUAAAAAGGAUGGGCUGAAGUUCUAUACUGAUCCCUCUUAUUUCUUUGACCUAUGGAAAGAAAAAAUGUUACAAGAUACAGAAGACAAACGAAAAGAGAAGAGACGCCAAAAGGUAAACAGGCACAUUUUAAAAUGUAUGCACGUGGUUUACCAGCCAUAUUUUGGAAUAAAAAUGGUUCAUUGUUUAAAUGUUUUUCUUGACAUACAUAUGACUGGAAAACUAGCAAGAUUAUUUCAUACUUUUGUAUUUCAAUCUUAAAUGUGUGUCUUAAUUUCUUCUCUUAAAAAAUUCUAGCAAAAAUAGCCUACUAGUUUCAGAAAACAUAUUUUUGAAAAAUAGAUUAUAUGAUUAUAAACUUAUUUCAUAAAGUUCUUUGAGCUUUUGAUGGUUUUCUUUAGAUUGUUUCCACUCUAAAAUGCAAAUUGACUUUAUUCUUCUUAUUCUGAGAAUAUGUCCAUCUGCUUUUUAUGGGUGAGUCUGAAUAAAGAAUCACCUAAGGUAUGUCAUGGAAGAGUAUAUAAUGGAGCAGUUUUAGGAAUGAUGUUCAUUGCUGUCAGUGUGAGUACAUACAAAUUAAAUCCCUGAAUAAUGUCACUAAGCAAUAAAUCAGCUAUUUUUAAAUAGAAAAUGUACUGGCAUUUCUGUGUGGCUAUGGUCAUACUGGAACUCCCAGACCACCUAUCUGACCUAGGCAAUGUACAAAAGUAAAUAAGAACAUCACUAAGAGAAGAAGACUUUUUUGUUUACUACUCCUUCUGAAAUAAAGGAAAGCACCACAUUCUGUGAUCAGGAGACUUGGAUGAUUAUUUGCUUGGUGAGGGAAAGCUUGCUGAUUUGGUGAGGAUAUGUGAAGUGGGGAUGGGAGGGCAAUAUAACAUGUGUGCUAACAAGGUUGAGUUUUUCUGCAUGUAAAAUGCCCGUUUUUAGUUUGACUUUGCCUAAGAAUGUUGAGGUUUUAAUUCCAAUGAAAUGGUUACUGUAGCAUACUUUAUCCUCCUUCUGUGAACAGAUGGUCUUAAAUGGGCUUGCCUGUUGCUGUUAUCACUAACCUCGACUGUCUUCCCAUCUGCAUAAAAUAUGAUGACUGUAAUUUAAGAGUUUGCAACAGAAUAAAUGUUUGAGUUAUAAGCAAAAGCACUGCAAAAAGCUCCCUCCAAACACUAAAAACAAACAAACAGGCAGAAUGCAUUGGUCACUGGUAUCAAAGAUUGCUAGGAGACCCAGGACAAUUAAAUCAUCCUUCCUCAGUCUUCAUCUAGCUUAGGCCAUUGACAAGGUAACCAAGGCAGUUUUGUAUCUGAAAUCAGCCUAGAAAACGGGUGUAUCAGGAAUAGAUAGCCUUUGCUGUCCUAGGUGCCUAGAACUAUACAGGAAGAGAAAAGGUGAAGAGACAUGCUUUAUGCUUCUUAGUAGCUGUGUGAUUAAAGAAUAUAUUUUUAUGAUUUCAUUGCAAUUUUUCUUUCAUAAUUGAAAAUCAAUUAAUCUAACCGUUCUCCCCAAAUGCAUUUACAGUCGCACCUUGGAAGUCAAACAGAAUCCGUUCCGGAAGUCCAGUCGACUUCCAAAACAUUUGGAAACCAAAGCGCGGCUUCUGAUUGGCUGCAGGAAGCUCCUGCAGCCAAUCAGAAGCCGUGGAAGCCCCGUCAGACGUUCGGCUUCCAAAAGAAUGUUCAAAAACCGGAACACUCACUUCUGGGUUUCGAUCAUUCGGGAGCUGAUUUGUUUGGGAGCCAAGGCAUUUGAAACCCAAGGUACGACUGUAUUUUUAUCGUUGAUUUUAAUAUACUCUAAUGAGUCGUUUGUGUUGUGAUCCAUUAUCCUUCCAUGUGCAUGAAACCUAUUUGGUAUUUGUUUGGCAGGACAGUAUAAGUACUGAGCUUUUUCCAUUUGCAAGGAUGAAUACCACGCAGCUCUUUGCUGUAAGGUAACUGCUUAAAAGAUGAAGUCAGUUGCUUUCAGAAAAAGUACAUGUGGUGUUGAAGGGAAGCCAAGUUUAUUCCAGUGCCAGAAAAAACACACCAACUCUUGUUUGUAGAUGUAUCUUCACAUACCCCUGGACUCUGAUGGGAAAAUAUUUCCAUGCUACUUGCUGUGAUGCACUGUGAACCUUUUUAUUUGCUUGUCUGAACACUAAGAUUACAGUAGCUCUGUAGAACUACAAUUUAGCAUGGUAUUGUUUAAAGCAGGCUUUGCAAACCAUACAAUUUUACAAUUGUGAAAAAACACUAAUAUGUAAAUUUAAUGUUUGUGUUUGCUAUGUAUAUAUUACUGCACAGCUGAUAACUUGUCAGAUGUAUAACCUAUGAACUCUUUAGAAUAUGGCUUCAUUAUAAUUUGCUUGGCUCACCUAUAUAUCUACUUAUUUUCAUUCUCUUAACAGCAUUUAACUUGCUCUUUCCUUCCUUGUCUCUUCCUUUCGCAUGCCUUGCUUUCUUGUUCUGUAACAUUAGGAGCAAAAGCGUAUAGAUGGCACAACUCGUGAGGUGAAAAAGGUUAGAAAAGCAAGGAACAGGCGCCAGGAAUGGAAUAUGAUGGCAUAUGACAAAGAGCUUAGACCAGACAACAGGUUGUCUCAAAGUAUAUACCAUGGAGCAUCAUCCGAGGGAUCUCUGUCCCCUGAUACUAGGUCUGUUUACAACAAACCUUUUUGUUGUAUUAUACAUUCAGAUAUGCAUAGUAUCCUUAUAUUCUUAAUAAGCAACUGUAGAAUUGCAAUGAAACAUUCAAUUAAUGUUACAACAGGCAUUUUCAAAAUUAUUUGAAAGGCCAGUGUGACUUAAAUCUGUUACUUGUUACUAUACAACCACAUUGCACGUAUGUUUGUGUUUCUGUUCUAGAUUGCCAUAUUGUACUGCUAUAGGCAACUUAGUACAUGGAUUUUUUUUUUCAAUUUAUGAUUUUACUGAUUUUAAGAAAAACAUAUUCUAAACUUUUGUGUAGUACUUAGAAAGCAAUGGUUCUUCACAUGCAAGGCAAUAUACUGGCUUCAUAUUAGUAGAUUUUGCUAAUUGAAUAAAGUUCACUGUUCAUACAGUUGGUAUUCAGAGAGGAGCUGCAGAACCAGAAGCAAUAUUUUUAAAAAUGGUUUUGAACAGAAACAUAUCCCUAGUGUGUACAACGGUAUUUACCACCGGUAUUCUCUCUCUGUGUUGUACUUCUUUGUGCUAAGUGGGAGGUCUGUAUUCAAGCAAAGUGGAACAUUCAAGUUGAUUGGCCAAGCGGUCUCUAGAGACAUUUUUGUUUUCAUAUUUGUUCUCCAAAUUAAUUUAAUUGGAAGGAACAACCCACAGCAAAUAAUGCAGACUGCCUAACAACAUUUCACAAUUCCACUAACAUCUAUUAUGGCUUGUUUAUGUCAUCUUGUAGUUAUUUUUAAAGUCCAGGCUGUUAAAGCAAAAGAGGAUUGCAAGAAGAGCCCAGAAGCUGACUUCCAUAGAAAGCCAUGUUUUAAAGAGAAUUACUUCUGUAUUUCUAUGAUGCUAUUCAGGAUGUUUUGUCUGCACUAGGAAAAUAUUCUUCUUUCAUGCUACAUAACUUCUUUCCUGAGCAAAACUGUUCUCCAACUUAAUAGAGAGGAAAGCAUUUCUGUGAUUCCCAGUCACUUGUUGAAAUUCUACUCCUCUUGAACCAUGGGAAUCAUAUUCUUGUCAACUCUGUUAACUGGAUUAAUUCACUUACUCCAGUCAUUUUGUUUCCUUGACUGACAUGUACUUUUUUUACUCCUUUUUUUGUAGCAUGAAAAAUUGCCUUGUGAAUGAAUUGUAAUAGGAGUAUUGUAAACACAAGUGUUACAUUCAAAACAAGCCUACACAAAUGCGCUUCUUGUUAUAAUUUUGAUGCACUGCUUAUAUAUGCAUAAAAAUGAUAAGCAAACAUAGCAAUUUUAUGUAACUAUUGGAAUUUGAAAUUCUGAUGUUUCCAAAUUGGCGAGUCCUAUUUACAAUGCAUUUAUGCUAUGCCCAUUGUGAUUCAGAAAGAGAGACACAAGCUGAAUCCAAGCCGGCACCAGCAAAUUAAUGUGAGGAAAGUAAGGACAAGAAGAGAAGAGUGGGAGAGAAGGAAAAUGGGCAUUGAGUUCAUAAGUGAUACAAAGAAACAAGAGCAGACAGGAAGCACAAAAGAGGCCAAGAUGCCCAAAGGGUUUGUCUUUUUGUUUUACUCAAACCUCUGGUGCUUUGUUGCUUGCCUAGCUUCCUGUCUGAAAAGAUGAUGAGCAUCUAUUUUACUGAUACCUUUUUAAACCAAAUUACUAUUUGACACAAUUUGUCUUUACUAAUGCAGCUUUUUGCAGCUCAGGCAUGCAAAUAAAUUGUCUGUUGGCCCUAACCUAUAAGCUCUACAGUGUUAGUAUCUUUAUAAGUUCUGUGUUCCACUAAUAGUUCUUUUUUCUCUGCCUCUUUAAUCCAGUUGUAAUUAUUUGCCCAAAAAAAAAGCAACUUAUAAAAUAUUAAGGUCUUGGAGUUGGGUUGUUUUUGAUAAAUGAAAAUAUUCUCUUGGUCUCAGCUUCUAGUUUUGCUUUCAUCUUUUGCUUUUCUUGGUAAUAGUACUUCUCUAUCACUUCUCAUAGAACUAAUAUCGCCUUGUAUGUGAGAGAAUGCAUACCCUGCAAGUUUACGGUUUCUGUGUAUUAGGAAAAUCGAUGAAUUUGAAAAUUCAGAUUUUGUAAAUAUAAGCUGCACUUUGUGGCUGUAGAAAGUUAUUUGCAAAGACAGUGAAACUAAUGCAUUUCCUCCUAAUUUCUGCAUUAUCUCCGCUUGUAUUUUAGAUCUCAUGCCUCAGAUGUUACCAGCUAUUCAUAUCCUGCUACUCCAAAUCAUUCCCUCCAUCAGCAGCCAAUGAUGCCUUCAUAUGGAGCAGGAGAUGGAGCUCAGUACAUGCUUGCAAACCAGGGCCUUGAGCAUGAAUUUAGGCCACCUUCUACAACAGUGCGGCAUGCUACCUUAAACAGACCUCAACAACCACCUCCACCCCCACCCCAAGCCGUAGAUGGAUCCCUAGGGACUGUGUCAUUGGUACCAGCUGAUUAUGGGUAAAAAAUCCCUUUUGUUAUUUAUUUAAAAUGUGUUUACCUUGCUUUUCAGCUGAAAUGCUCCCAAAGCAGCUUACAUGAGAUCAGUUAACAAGACAGUCCCUGUCCUCAGGCUUACAAUCAGCAACAACGUGGAGGGAAGGGAUGGGACACAUAGACAAAAAGAGUGGAAAUAAGAGGUCUUAACUAUGGUUAAUGUUCAGUGAGGGAUAUACUUAAGCUGUAUUGUUGUAUGAUUAGGUUGCUACAGUACUUGAGGCUCACAUGCUUAGAGAAAAUACUCCAGCAAACUAGGUAAGGACCCUUUACUGCUUCCCAGUGCUAUAUUUAAACCAAGGUAAAAAUGGAUGUGGGAAAACUUGAUGUUGAUAUUGAAACAGAGAGAUGUGUGCUAUGUGUGUUGUGUGUUUAGUAAGAGGCAACUGGAAAAGUUUGAGUUGCCAGAAAAAGUGAAGAAAAUCAAUGCAAUGUAACCCAGUAUUUUUUAUGCAAUCAUAUUCAUUACCAAAUGAAGCAUAUGCUACUGGGUGCACACUGCAAAUCUGCUAGCUCAUAUGCCAGUUAACAAAUAUUGUGUUCUAUUUUAUAUAUAGGAUGCUUGCAGCUCAGAUGGUGGAUUAUUACAAUCCUUCAGGACCCCCGCCGCCUCCCCCUCCACCCAUGAUUCCUUCUGCACAGACCGCUUUUGUUAGUCCUCUCCAAAUCCCUGUGCUACCUUCCCAUCCUGGACUAGUGACUGGAUCUAUAUAUUCUGCUGCUCUUCAUCCUCCUUCUACUGGGCUUGUUGUUACAGCUCCCCCUCCUCCAGGCCCGCCUCCUCCCCCUCCAGGCCCUCCUGCUGCAGGAUCCUCUCUCUCAUCCUCUCCGAUGCAUGCGCCUGCACUGGCUGAAGCAAAGCGGCAUGAGCCCACACAAUCACCCAUCAGUGAUGCUCGAAGUGAUCUUCUGGCUGCCAUUCGGAUGGGUAAGGGUACAUUCAGAAUGGUCAGGCUUAAACAGACCAGUGUUCGGGUUUUCCAUAACUUUGCAUAAGCCGUGCUUUUAAUUUAUAAGUACAGUCAUACCUCGGGUUGAAGUAGCUUCGGGAUGGAUAUUUUCGGGUUGCGCUCCAUGGUGACCCAGAAGUAACAGAGCGCGUUACUUCCGGGUUUUGCCGCAUGCGCAGAUGCUCAGAAUGAUGUCACACACAUGCGCGGUAGUGGCGAAACACAACCCGCAGACACGCAGUCGCUGUUAUGUUCACUUCAGGAUGUGAACGGGGCUCCAGAACAGAUCCCGUUCGCAUCCAGAGGUACCAGUGUACAGUGUUGCAUCUUGAAAGCUAAGUAAUGGCAUUCAGAUUCUUGUUGUUGGGUCCAGUGCUUUCUAUUCUCCUGAUAUACAGUAAUUUGCCACAAUGAAGUAUUUGAUUUUGUUCUUGGGCAAACAGAUGGAGACACACACUGACAUUCAUCCAUACAAUAUACCGUAUGUGUGUGUUCAUGUGUCUAUACAUACCUAUAGAAAAAACCUAGUUGGCUCCCUACUAGAGAAGAAUGGCAGAUUAAGUUGGUAGACUAUGUCGAAUUGACAAAAAUGACUGGAAGAAUCAGAACCCAGGAGGACCAAAAUUUCAAUAAGGAAUGGGGGAAAUACAUAAUUUACCUUAAAAACUGUUGUAAACAACUAAAAUCAUUAGUAGGAUUGGAAUAACACUUGUAAUUCUACGGUUGACUCGUAAUCUGGGGAACCGGGUUCGCGUCUCCGUUCCUCCACAUGCAGCUGCUGGGUGACCUUGGGCCAGUCACACUUCUUUGAAGUCUCUCAGUCCCACUCACCUCACAGAGUGUUUGUUGUGGGGGAGGAAGGAAAAGGAGAAUGUUAGCCGCUUUGAGACUCCUUCGGGUAGUGAUAAAGCAGGAUAUCAAAUCCAAACUCCUCUUCUAAUUCAGUGUUGAACUUUGGAUAUAAUAGAGAUGGAAAAGAUUUGGAUUAAUGAAAAAGAUGCAGGAGGAAAAGAUGCAGUUAAUAAAAGGACUCACAAAGGGGAGGAGGGAAAUUCAGGAGAUUCUUUGGAAUUCUUUUUUUAUGAUGGUGGUUGGAUAAUUGAUUGUAAAAUUUUAAAACCUGAAAACUUAAUAAAAAAUCAGCAGAUCAAAGUAAAUUAAUAGCCUCUGGUAACAUGAGAGGUAUUUGAAUUGCCUCCUUUUAUCUUGGGGAAUAAUGACUGUUUUACAUGAUAGAUGAAGUUGUCAUUUCCAUUGAAAAGUACAGAGGCCUGUGGAAAAGCCAAAACAAUCACCAAGAGCAUAUUAACUCUUGGAAUUCCUUAUUUCUGUGAAUUCUCAUUGUGUUUUAAACCCUAAGGUAUUUUUGUUAAUUUUUAAGUCCUGUGUACUUUACUUGUAAGGUUACUCUUGUUUAAAAAGAAAAAAAAAACUUUACCCAUGAAAAUAACAGUGUGAUAAUUUGUCUCACUGCUUUCUUCAGGAAUCCAGUUGAAAAAAGUACAAGAGCAGCGUGAACAAGAAGCUAAGCGUGAACCUGUUGGAAAUGAUGUGGCCACAAUUCUUUCCAGACGCAUUGCUGUGGAGUACAGCGAUUCAGAAGAUGAUUCGGAAUGUGAUGAAAAUGACUGGUCAGACUGAAAACUGGAGAACCAAAGCAUUCUAUUAAUUUCUUAAGGAAAUUGUUCAUGUUGUGUAGGCACUGAUAUAUGUUGAAACAGGUUAAUUAAAUUGAUGGUAUUCAGGAUGCUGUCAGUAUGUUUGGUGAUAAUAUAGAACUCUUUUAUUUUCAGUAUUUACUGCCUAAUACUGUAUACAAGUGCCACUGAAUGUAGCAAAUCAUGUUCUGCCCCAAGAGAAGGCAGUGUUUGUUCUUGGCCAGGAGUACAUGUAAGUUAUUUAGAUUGUUUGAAUAUUAACACCAAUUUCCCCAGGUACUUGGAAAUCUUUCAAAGCAGGUGCUUGAUCUUGGAGCACAACAUGGCAGAACAAUGUCCUCCACCAUAAAAUGUCACUAAUUUGCAUUUUUGGUCUAGCUUCAUGGAGAAUACGUAUAAAACUGGUAGCAGUUAAAUGUUUCUUGUUUAUUUUUAAUUCUUACUCUGCCCGUCCCAUAUAUUGUGAGUUUAUUUUUAGCAUCAUAGCUACACUUUAAAAUAAUCAGGGGUUGGAGCCAUACUGACAUUGUUAGUGAAUAAUUGGGUGACAUUAGGUUAAGUGCUGAAUUCCCUCCCCUUAUUUAUCUGUUUGUUUGUUUGUUUAGUUUUCAUAAUCAGUUUUAGAAAAUAAUAUAGUUUGUAACAGGCAUAUUCAAGCAUAUUGUUAAAUGAAUCCUAAAAUGGAAAUCAUACUUCUCUUAGGAGUUGUUGAGCUCAAAAGGUAAGGUUUGUUGAGAACCAUGUUCAAGCUGUGUCUGGCUCAUGGGUGACUGGACAAAUUCUUUAUAGUUACAGCACCUAAAUAAAUUUCACCUCAAGUUGAUAUAAAUAAUUUUGUUACCUCUCAUAUGGUUUACAGUGCUGCAUUUAUUACAUGUGGAUAGACAUGUAAUGCCUUUGUCAGCUUAAGAGUGCAGUUGUGUCAUAUUUAUUUUUGUAUGCCCCUUUUUAAAAAAGUGGCAGUUGUAAUCUACAUUUUCAGUCUUAUAUAAUAUUUCAUUUUUAAAGGCUGUUUUCAUGUUUUCUUUCAGUUGCUCUUAGUUAUUCACAAUUCAGUACUGUAUUGAAACUAAUUUCCUUUCUUGGCUAUGAUUCAGGAUCUUGUUAUGCUUGAUUAUGUUUCAUAGAAUAGAAGUUUAGAAGCAGUCAGUGCUGGCUUUGGCUUUUGUUUGUGGGGAUUUUUCGAGGGUGGGGGGUGGGGUGAGACCAGGCAAGUUGCCCUGAAUGGUCCAUGUAUUUAAAGGUGCCUGCAGUUGCCUAGAGGGGAAAAGCAAGGUGAGCAGAGGUUGCUCCUCUUCCUCUUUGCUCCUGUCACUAUAUGCUUGCUUAGGAGGAGACAGAUGACUAGGUAGCAAUAGCAAAGUGUAGGAGUAGUGGAGGUCUGGGGUUGUCAGCCCUCUGUUGGAGUGUGGGCUUCAGCAGUGCUAGUCCCUGAUUCCAGCCCUAGAAACAAUCCAUUGAAAGCUGUUGCUGCACAAUUAGAUUUGUGUUAAGCUUGGUGGGCGGGGGUUGAUAGAUCACUUCUAAAUAAGUGAAAAAAAUGGAGUAAUUCAUACCCAAUAAGCUUAAGUAUUUUUGCUUUGGGACAUGAAGCAGUGUCCUUCAUCCACAAUCUCUUUGAACUCCGGUGUCUUCCAUUCCUUAGCCCUGUCAAAUGAAAGAGAAGACAAAUAGUCUCUGAGAUGAAGAGAACUGCUGUGUGAUGGCUGUUGUUAAAUAGGACUCUGGAAUAGAGUUGUCACCACCAGUCCAAGAAAAUGUAAUCUUGGCCCAAGCAAGCUUAUUUUAUUCUCUUCUUUCCCCUCCUAUUCUACCUUGACUUAAAAAACAGUCUUACAAAUUGUAAUAACAUUCUAAAGUAGCUGUUGAUAAAAUUUUAUAUAUGAUAUAAAAUCUCUUUUCUGUACAGCAACCACUCAGUAGGAACACAGAAUUUAAGUUUUUGUGGGGGUUUUUCAAAAUAAGAACUAUGGUAAUAUUUCACUACAGCAUUCCUCCAGAUCCACCAGGGCAAGCAUUUUGUCUUGCCAGGUGGAAUGAUCCCCCCUUUCCCUCCCUUUGUGCUGUUCCAGGGGUUCUCCUGAUCCAAGUCAAUUUCAGGGGCAUGUGAAGAGAGGAAGGGGGAGAACCGCAUUGUAAAAGUGGAAGCCCCACCCUAUAAAAAGGUAACUGUAUUUAGUGUCCCUAUUGAGAGCACAGCAUUCAUUGUUAACAAUCAUGGACCUUAUAUCAGUACCAAGAUUAUUUCCUGAAAUUUGUAAAGAAUAAAGUGACCCUGAGCAGGUAUAGAGUGCCUUUCCCUUAGUACUAAAUAAAUAUAGAGAAUCACCUCACUCGGGUCUUUGAGGUCCAGAGAGACUUGAGCACUAGCAUGAUUCAUGAAGGGCCAGGGAUCCUUAAGCUGAUCUGACUUUCUCAAAAACAUUCAGUCUGGCAUUGAACUUAUACCUACAAGAAACAUUAAACUACCUGGUUUUUAAAAGAAGAGAACAUGUUUUCAGUUAAAAUGCACAAAACCUACACUUUGUGCAUUGGUUUUUCAUUUCCUUUACUUGUGGAUAUCACAAUAACAGUAUAGACGUACCUUGUUUUGCAACUGGGAUCGGUUCCAGAGCCCCAUCCGCUAGCCGAAAAGGACACAGGGCAAAGCGCCGCGUCUGUGUAUGCGUGAUUUAGCACUUCUGCACAUGUAUGAGAGGCAAACCUGGAAGUAACUCGUUCCAGUACUUCCGGGUUUGCCAUGGACGUUUUCCGGAACAGACACUAGACGAGGCAGACGUUCGUGGAGGUAUUACUGUAUUUUGCAUUUAAUACACAUGCAAAUGUGUACAUUGCCUGCAGAGGGAUAACAUAAUUGGUAAGCAUGAAAAAUGGAGAUGGAUGGACUGAAGUCACACAUGACUUCCCAUCUCACACAUUGAGGGAGGGCCAUUCACUCACCAUAUAGCAAUCCAUGUGAAUUGGACAAAAUAUGCAAGUAGAAUAGGAGGCUGUUUAAAAAGGUAGCUCUGGAUUAUUAUAUAAGUAAGCAAGCCACAUGGAGGAAGGAAAAGUUGCUUAGGAAGUGUGGCUUAUGGCUUAACUAUGAGCGCCGCAACCCCAGAGUCGUUCGCGACUGGACUUAACUGUCAGGGGUCCUUUACCUUUACGUUUAUUCUGGAAGAAAUUCCUUCCUAAUGCAAAAUAUAUUUUUCAACCUUAAUUCUGAAGUAUAAGGAAAUCCUCCUGAACCAAUUUUACAGCAAAAGACAGAAAGAUAAAUCCUGAAAUCAAAUUGUGGUAAAACUAAUAUUUGAUAUGAGAAGAUAUUAUGUGUGCAUAUAUUGAAAUAUACUCAUAUAAUAAAUAAUGGCUGGGACAAAUUCACUGAUACUGUAGAAUGUCAGGGUAGUGUUAAUGCUGGUUUUGGAGCAGGGAGUCCUGUAAUUAAGUCUAUUUGUCCCUGAAGCUCAUUGGGGGAUCUUGAAAAUCAAUUCCACAUGUCCAGUUGCAAGAUUUUUAACGAAACACUCAAGGAAAACCUAAAAUACUUAAAAAUAUAGUUUCUUGAUCUAGAAAAUUAAAAUACACCCCAAACUUAUGCAUUUGGGGCAGACCCAUGGCAUACACUUAAGCAUAUCUAAUGCACAAUUUAAGUACAUGGCUUCCACCAAAGAAUCUUGGGAACUGUAGUUUGUUAAGGGUGUAGGGAAUUGUAGCUUUGUGAGGGGAAAUUUUGGAUUCUUUGCGGAAGGUGUGUGCUUUAAGUGUAUGGUGUGGAUCUGCCCGUAGUUACGAAUUUCUUUCGGGCAAACCAAAACAUUAAAAUGAGUUAUUUGUGUUGGUGAUUUUAUAAUACAUCCACAGGCCAGUACAAUACCAUGCCACUCCUUGCCACACUGUUAUUUGCAAUGCAGAAAGGCACAACAAAUGUUCGGUAAAAGACCUCUUUGUACUUCAUACACUCAUGAGAUGGAGGUUCUUUUCUGUUAAAGCUUAUGCCAUCAUAGCAGUUUUGAAAAGGUGCCACAGAACUCUUGGGCUCUGUGUGCUUCCUGCGACAGACUAACAAGCUACUGCUCUAGAACAACUCUCUUAAAAAGCUGAUUACAUUGGUGUUUACUUGCCAAGCAGGCACUCAGCUGUGGGUAGGAGAUGAUGACAAAGAGCAUGCAAAAGUAACUUUUUUCAUCUUAACUGCAGUGCUCAGACGAGUGAAAAGGCACCUUAACCCUGUGUGCUGUGGAAAGCAAAAGGGAAAAGGAGAGCAGCACCUUAUGCUGAUCUGUACAUAGCUCAUUUUUCUGUCUCCUCUCCUUCCAGAGGCACUGCUAAAGAGCUCAUGAGCACUAAGCCGCCCUUGCAGUGUCAGUACCUUUGGAUUUAGAGUCCAGUGACUGUGCCUCCUCCAGUCCAAAAAACUGUGCAGUCUCUUUGGCUAGCCCUCCUUCUCUUACCACUAAAUGGGGUCAUUGUUUGUUGCACGUCAUGCAAGCCUUGAAGUUACAAUAACUGCUCUUGGCUCCAAAGUUCACAAAGCCGAGAUCUACCGGUAUCCACCUUUCCCCGCAACAAGUUGUUCUUAUGUUUGAAACGAGCAUAUUCUUUCUGAAACAAUAUGACCAAAUAAAAGUCUACCUACCACCUUGUGCAUUUUGUACCUUUAAUAGUAAGGGACAGCAUAAUGGCAAACACUUCUUUUCCUUAAUAGAUUCCCAUUAAGAGUCUGAAGAUAUAUUGAGUAGCACCUAACAAAGCACAAUCUCCAACUCCUUUAUGAAAACCCCAAGGUCACUCAACACCUUCUAGACUUUGCCUUAAAAUGUGAGGAAAGCUGCAUUUGACUUUGCAUGUGGAAUGGAGACAUCAUGGACUAUACAGAAAAGAAUCUGAACCUUCAUUACUGUUGAGGGUGGUCCCACAUCUGCAUAGUAAUGAAUUCUGCUAUAUUCUCUGAAAGCUAUAGAACUAACCUCUAGGAAACCAAAGGGGUUCAUCUGAUCUGUGUUCCUAGUCAGUGUACAGUACUGAGAACAACUAAUGGUUGCUUCUGCUUCUGGGGAUAUUAGUGAAGUUGUCACAUGAUGCAUUUAUUGCAUGAUGGUGUCGUUCUUCAUCAUGCAUGAUGUGAGAAUAUGGUUCUAUAUGUUCAUUCGGUUGAACAAAUGUAGAGUUGCAAGGCAAGUCAUACUGCAUGUUUUCUCUACACCCCACCCUGAAUAAAUGUCAGGAUGUUUAAAUGGCUUUCUGGAAAUGUUUUUUGUUUUUGUUUUUAAUGUUGGAAGUAAAACAUCAGUUUCUUCCAUUGUAAGAAAUGAAUAUAUUUUAGAAGCACAGAAACUGAAUCACAGAAUAUUUGUAUUUUGAAUUUAUUCUAAGCUACUAAAUAAGUUGUAGUCACUAAGAUUUCAUAGUUAGGUGACCACCAUUUUUCUUCUAAACUUGAAGUAUUUUCUCAUCUGCUUUCAGUAUUUUAUCAAUAAAAAUGUAAAUUAAGAUUACUGAGCUAAAUUUAUACUUUAGGUAAUUUUGUUUGUUUAUUUUAUCCUGGGUUAUGUAAUAGUUAUGAAUAAAGCUCACAUUUCAACUUU